This is a messenger RNA of Micromonas commoda, 750 nucleotides long. RefSeq lists its product with no specific name. The record is from RefSeq and is a predicted model, not a curated record. Bases 1 to 750 code for a protein of 249 amino acids. NCBI's taxonomy places the organism in Eukaryota, Viridiplantae, Chlorophyta, Mamiellophyceae, Mamiellales, Mamiellaceae. The transcript is spliced from 2 exons.
AUGUUCAAGUUGAUUUUGCGGCCGACCGUGAGGAGGGAUCCCCCCGAUGACGGUGUCGAGUUGAGGGUGACGGAGGACGAUGCGUCGAGCAAGGGCGCGAAGCGGAAGAGGGCCCCUCCCACAAAGGGGCCAUGCGAGCACGGUCGUGUACGCUCUAAGUGCAAGGAGUGCGGUGGGGGCUCAAUCUGUGAGCACGGUCGUGAGCGCCACAGGUGCAAGGAGUGCGGUGGGGGCUCAAUCUGCGAGCACGGUCGUCGCCGCUCUAGGUGCAACGAGUGCGGUGGUGCAUCAAUCUGCGAGCACGGUCGUCGGCGCUCUGAGUGCAAGGAGUGCGGUGGGUCUCAAAUCUGCGAACUUGGUCGUGUACGCUCUACAUGUAAGGAGUGCGGUGGGUCUCAAAUCUGCGAGCACGGUCGUAUACGCUAUCAGUGCAAGGAGUGCGGUGGGGCCUCGAUCUGCGAGCACGGUCGUCAGCGCUCUCAGUGCAAGGAGUGCGGCGGGGCAUCGAUCUGCGAGCACGGUCGUCAGCGCUAUUAUUGCAAGGAUUGCAGUGGGUCUGGAAUCUGCGAGCACGGUCGUGAGCGCAAACAGUGCAAAGAUUGCGGUGGCUCUCAAAUCUGCGAGCACGGUCGUGGGCGCUCUAAGUGCAAGGAGUGCGGUGGUGCAUCAAUCUGCGAGCAGGUCGUCAGCGCAAACAGUGCAAGGAGUGCGUGCAAGGAGUGUCGCGCCGCAAAGGCUGGAACGAGGUGA